Molecule: messenger RNA, 1617 nt
Organism: Candoia aspera
Lineage: Eukaryota; Metazoa; Chordata; Lepidosauria; Squamata; Candoiidae
Gene: SPIC
Product: Spi-C transcription factor
Exons: 5
Coding region: 27-797 (256 amino acids)
Biological process (GO): regulation of transcription by RNA polymerase II; cell differentiation
Cellular component (GO): nucleus
Molecular function (GO): DNA-binding transcription factor activity, RNA polymerase II-specific; sequence-specific DNA binding
Source: RefSeq, a predicted model, not a curated record
UUGAAGAUCUGAUUUGGGAUUUUAAAAUGAGUUUUACAGGCCAAGACUUGUUUGGACAAGCUCUUGAAGAUGCCUUGGAGGUGUUACAGCAACAUUCUGAUGGUACCAAUAAUUACAUGCCAGGAGACUAUAAAAAUUAUCUGACUUGCCAUCACAAUCUUUUCCAAACAAAUAUGAAUAACUUGCCUGAGUCUUCCACUGAAGAAACAACAUAUAACUGGAAUAAUAAAACAAAUGACACAGACUUGUAUUCAGAUGGAGCUAGCUAUUGUACCCUGCAGACCAUUCCAGAAACCCAAAAGAUGUAUACUACAGCUCUCCAGCAAAAAAACAACAGAGGUCGGAAAAGACUGCGACUGUUUGAAUAUAUUCUUGAGUCUCUUCAUAAUCCAGACAUGGCAAACUGUAUCCAAUGGAUAGAUAAAGCCAAUGGUGUCUUUCAGUUCAUUUCCAAAAACAAGGAGAAAUUGGCAGAAAGGUGGGGGGAAUGCAAGGGAAACCGAAAAGUCAUGACUUACCAGAAAAUGGCAAGAGCACUGAGGAAUUAUGGGAGAACAGGAGAAAUAAUUAAAAUUCGAAGAAAGCUGACUUACCAGUUUGGUGCUGUGGUUUUGCAAAAGCUUUCUCCAGCCUGCUUUUCAGAAAAAGUUGGGAACAUUGAUGAUCAAUUUGCUAAAGCUGAACAGGAAUGCCUGUAUGCAGCUGACUGGCUGGCUUAUCAAUAUUGCAGAAGCCGAAAAGGUUGUGAACUACAACAGGACAGCAGCCUUACAAGUUCCUUCUACUAUGAACCUUAGUAGAAGAAAUGUUUUCUUCAUGAUGCAUCCCCACACAGACUUAUGUGGAAUGAUUGACUCACCAGAAACAUAAGAGAGCUGCCAGAUUCACCUAACGGCUUUUCAGGCUCAUCUGGAGCGGUCUACAAAAAGAAUUGCGGGGAGUAAACUCUACUGAACUUCUGAGUAGACACCUAGAGAGUUGCACUGCCUAGCGGGAAUCUCAUGCUUAAUUGCACCAAGUCUUACUGAAUGAAAGGGCUCGCUUCUGAGCAGUCAUGCAUAGUAUGGGACUUCAUCCUCUACCAAAAAAAAAAAAAAAAAAGGAUGGGAAGACAGGGAAAGCUGUAUAAACCUCCUGAUGUUAACACAACUGGUGUAGAAGGAACUCCAUUUAUUUCAGUGAAUUUUCUCUAUCUUAUAAUUGUUUCUUUAGAAGGAAAUUUACUGAACUUAAUCCUGCUUGGCUGCUUUUAGUAUUGCAGUCUUAACAAUAAUGGUUAGAGGUAUAAUAUAAAUAAAUGUAAUAUAAAUAUAAAUGGGUAGUAAAACACAUGCUUGUUAAGCUUUCUGAAUUUUGUUAUCCCUAAAAUAUAUUAAGAAUGACUAGCUUCUGUCUCCUCAAUGACUUUAUAACUUCAUUUAAGUCUUAAAUUCUGUACUACAUGUAAGUGCAAUUUUGUUUAUGUUCAUUCCAGGUUUUUUAGCUGUCCUUUGAAGAAAUCUACACAUAACACAUACAUUAUAUGGAACGUUAUUCUAUGUAAUAUUUACCAAGAUUCAAUAACCUAAAACAAUUUUUCACGAACACAAUUGAAUGGUAGCUCAAAACCCUCAGAAU